This is a messenger RNA of Notothenia coriiceps (black rockcod), 2793 nucleotides long. RefSeq names its product lysine acetyltransferase 14 (gene kat14). The record is from RefSeq and is a predicted model, not a curated record. Gene Ontology annotation, molecular function: histone acetyltransferase activity. NCBI's taxonomy places the organism in Eukaryota, Metazoa, Chordata, Actinopteri, Perciformes, Nototheniidae.
AUGUUUCUGUGAGCAGCCCAGCUGAGGGGGGAGCAGCCGAGCUACCUGAAGGGAGAUAACUUCUUUAAGUUCGUCUGCAGCGACUGUUCUGAGGACGGGAAGGAGAGCUUCGAGAGGAUGAGGCUCACCUGGCAGCAGGUGGUGAUGCUGGCGAUGUACAAUCUGUCUCUGGAGGGAACCGGCCGGCAGGGAUACUUCAGGUGGAAAGAGGACAUCUGCGCCUUCAUCGGACGACACUGGAACUUCCUGUUGGGAACAAGGAAGAAGACCUCGACCUGGUGGAGCACGGUGGCCGGCUGCCUGUCGGUCGGCAGUCCCACCUUCUUCCGGUCCGGAGCGCAGGAGUUCGGAGAGCCCGGCUGGUGGAAGCUGGUCCAGAACAGACCACCAACUCUGAGGCCAGACACUGAAAAAUCCACCACCAAGGCCAAAGCCUCGAAGCCCGUCAUGGAACCCAUCAUCACGGUGGAGGGUCUGAGGAAGCGAGGGGCCAGGAACCCGGUGGAGAACGCCAUCCAGCUGAAGGAGAAGCGCUGCCGGACGCAGGAGGCCAAAGACAUACGGCGGGCUCAGAAGGAGGCGUCGGGCGGAGGGGGGGGGUACAACGACCGCAGCGCCUCCUCCACGCCCGUCAAACUGGGCGGAGGCCGGGGGGGGAACGCCGGGCGCCGACCGGACCUGGUCCUGGAGAAAGGAGAGGUGAUUGAUUUCUCCUCCCUCAGCUCGUCGGACCGGACCCCCCUCACCAGCCCCUCACCAUCACCCUCCCCAGAUUUCUCCGCCCCGGGGACGCCGGCCUCGCACUCAGCGACGCCCAGCCUGCUGUCGGAGGCCGACCUGAUCCCCGACGCCAUGCCCCCGCAGGCCCUGUUCCACGACGAUGAGGAGAUGGAGACGGAGGGGAUGAUCGACCCGGGGAUGGAGUACCUCCCUCCUCCUCGCGCCAGCCUCGUCGCCCGGAAGAAGCUCCGUCCGGCAGCGCCUCACAUCAAACGUGAAGCCGAGAGCGAGGACGACGAAGGACACGACGAAGAGUUUGAAGGGCCGGUGGGACGCAGGGAGGGGCUGUCGCUCUCUGCCGGGGGCUGUGUUGGCGCCGGAGGCCCCGAGAGGAGGAGGAUAAAUCACCCGGAGAAAGCAGGCGAAGAACCCCAGACCCCCUGCUUCUCCCCCCUCAGUCUGUACGAGGAGAGGAUGCUGCUCCGCCGGCUGGCCUCCUGCCCGCUAGCGUUAGCCGUCACUCCGCAGGCCAAACGCCUCCACAGGAAGCUGCUGGUGCGCCAGGCCAAGAGGCAGCGAGGGCUCCCCCUGCUGGACGUCGACCGGGCGGUCAGCGCCACCCUCAGCCUGGUGGGGGGGAUCUACGGCGCCACGGGGACCCUGAUGCGAGGGGGACUCCUGGGGAAAUACUGCACCAACAGCCAGGAGUCGCGGAUCCUUGAUCGCUUCCAGACCAGCCUCUCCAGCAGAAGAGGCCUUCAGCAGACCCCGGUGUCCUUCUGCCAUCGUCUGACUGGAGCAGAAGGCAGUUCAGACCUGAGCAUCAAGAGUCCGUACACCGCCCGCAUCCUGAAACCCUACAUCAGGAGGGAUUAUGAGAGUCGUCCGGUGAAGCUGAGGUUGUUGGAAGAGAUCAGAGCUUACCCCCACAGAAAGAACCCCAACUGGGUCCCUGAACCCAACGCUCCCAUCGACUACUGCUACGUCCGCCCCAACCACAUCCCCUCGGUGAACGCCAUGUGCAACGAAAGCUACUGGCCAGGUGUGGACCUAUCAGAGUGCCUGCAGUACCCGGACUUCAGCGUGGUCGUCCUGUAUAAGAAAGUGGUGAUCGCCUUUGGUUUCAUGGUGCCGGAUGUGAAGUACAACGAGGCCUACAUCUCCUUCCUGUUGGUCCAUCCGGAGUGGAGGAGGGCCGGCAUCGCCACCUUCAUGAUCUACCAUCUGAUCCAGACGUGCAUGGGGAAAGACGUGACGCUGCACGUGUCGGCCAGUAACGCCGCCAUGCUGCUCUACCAGAAGUUUGGUUUCAAAGCGGAGGAGUACAUCCUGGACUUCUACGAUAAGUAUUACCCAGUGGACAGCAUCGAGUGCCGCCACGCCUUCUUCCUGAGACUCAGGCGCUGACCUUCACCUGCAGGAGUCCAACCGGUCGAGAGGAGACGGAGAUCUUCCUCUUAAAAUGGACAUCCACCCGGCUGCAGCACAGUGCCUGGCUCAAAGGAAGCAGGGCAGAAACAGAUACACCAACGGCUGAUAGAGCGCGGGAAACUGGGACAAUGUUGGAUGGAUUUAUCAGAAAGUUGGAAAUCUCCCGCUCCAAUUUAUCUCCAUUUGUUUGGAUUGUGUUUGUUUGUACUCAGGUAAAGAUGAAUGUAUUAGUGUUAGACUGUCAGUAGUUCUAUUCCAGUGGUGGUUUGUUUGAGAUUUCCAAUAACUCCAGAGCGUUAUAAAGUCCAAAUGCAACUAACCAAAUAUUCUGCUUCAGUACAGAUUGUAUACUUGUUAAAUAUCUUCACGAACGGGUUGUGUUCAUUAAAUAAAAGACAAGGAUUUAUUUUGUUCUUGACAGAUAUUCAAAACUUCAUGCAAAAAACACUGAAAGACUUGGAGUCGGUACAGCCUGUAAAUAAACACCUCUCUACUUUCUUUGGAGCGAUGAUGACGAAUCAAACUGUGUUUCUGUGACUGCUGGUGCUUUUAGAAGAAAUUCUGAUGAACAAUAAUUCAGAAAACCUCACCGUGUUUCUUUUGUAAGAUCGGAACAAUAAAUAUAUCUGGCCUUAAAUAUCA